GCUUCGUGCGUUGGGCAUGGAUGGGGAAGAGCCAGCGGCGGCUGGGGCACGAGAGGCUGCUGGCAGCUCCCGCGGUCCGCCGGAGGAACAAGAACAAAAUUGUGACAUAGGUGAACUUUUUGAGUGUGAAGAUGAGAGCAAAAACCUUCAUGCUAAAUUAAUGGAGGAGCAACAGCAAUUAUUAGAAGAAUUACAACAAAAAAUGGAAGUUGUGCAUCAAGGAGAGCUGCAGCAAGCAGAGGUCCUGGAUAAUCUUAAAUUGGAAGCCUUAAGGCUAAUUUCAAAUAACAUACACACAUCUCAGAUGGAGGUAAUGCAAAUGAAUCUGACAAAGGAGAAGGAAACUGCCCUAAAGGAGCUCUGUGAAAUGCUCAGUGAUAAGCAUGCUCAAGAAAUUGCAAUUCUGCAAAGUCGAUGCCAUUUUGAAUUGGAGCUUAUAAAGAAACAGAAUCAGAAAGAAAAAGAAGAAAUAGCUUUGAAACAUCAACGUGAAAUGGAUGAAAAGAAGAAAGAAAUAACUCUGGAAAUGGAGGAAAAACAUUACAUUUUGGAGAAUCUUAAAAAAGAAUGGGCAUUGAAUGCAGACGUCAGUUUAAAAAAUGUAUCUGAAGAGUUAUCUGUAAAACAUCAGACUGAACUGAACAAGAUGAAACAAAACUUAACAGCAGAAACUGAAGAAUUAAAGAAAAAAAUGGAGAAGCUAUCUCUUGAAAAAAGACAGGCUGAAAUGGAACAUAAAGAUCUAGAAAAUGAAUACCAUCUAGCCAUGAAAACACUGCAGAGUGAACAUGAAAAAGAUCUGCAAGAUGUAAAAGAGCAAAGCAAGAAACAAGUAGGAGAGUUGCAGCAGGAGAUACAGAAACUAAAGGCAGAAUCGGAAGAAGAAAUGGCACAACUUUGGUCACAACUGGAUAGCGCACGGGCAAGUCGGCAAGAAUUAAGUGAACUGAAAGUACAACUGCUUGCUCGUACCUCACAUGUGGAAGAACUGGAAUGUCUGAAAAAAGAUUUUCAGCUUAAAUGGGAAAAAAGAAGGACUGAACAUGAAACUGAAUUGGAACAACUAAGGCUUUAUUUUGAACAAAAAUUAAAGUCUGUGGAAGAAAAUUACAGAGAAGAAUUAACAAUGCUGCAUCAGAGAUUGCAAGAAGUAAAAGAUUAUUCCAUAGUAGAGAUGGAAAAAUCCCAAGAACAAGAUGUGGAAUUUGGCCCAUCUGUUACACUGUUGGAAGAGAUGACAGAAAGAGAGAGAUUGGAUUUGUUUGAACAGCUAACUCAGCAACUGGAGCACUAUAAGGAAGAACUUUGUUCUGUCCAACUGCGUUUGGACAAAAAACAUUUACAUGAGAUUGAGUUGUUAAGAUCUAGUCUCAUAUUCCAGUACCAAGAGAAUAUUAUGAAGAUGAAGUUGGAGCUCUCAGAUAAAUAUACUUCUGAAAUAGAACAACUGAAAAAGAAACAUUGUUUAAAUCUUGAACAGCUACGUGCCAAACUUUCAGAAGAACACCUCAAAGAAAUUACUAAAAUUCGUCUACAAAGUGCUCCAGAUGCUGCACAUCAGAUAGAAACAGAGGUGGCAGAGCAACUCCUGUUGUUGGAGAAUGAGUACAAGAAUGACCUUGGCUGUCUUCAGCUUGAAAUGCAGUCCAUUUCUACUCAACAAGGAGAAAUAGAAAAACUGAAGAGAAAAAAUACCGAAUUAAAGGAAAUCAGUGUUCAACAAGAAAAGCAUCUGAAAGAAGAAUUAGAACAGAUAAAGUGUAACCUAAUUGAAGAUCAUACGGAUGAAUUAAGAAGAACUAGAAAGGAGCUCCAGGAAUUGGAACAGACUCAUAAAGCAAAAGCUGAAGAAUGGAAACAUGACAAGGAGAUAUUGAUAGCGGAAACUGAAGAAAAAUUAUCAUUGCUUCGUAAAGAGCUUCAGGACAAGGCAGAAUAUGAGAAGCAAACAUGGCAAAGACAGUUUGACCUUCGAGAAGCAGAAAUGACUUGCCUUCAAGAACAGCAGGCUGCUCAACUUGUAGAAUUAGAGAAAGCUUUAAAGGAACAGCAAAAUCCUAUCCAGGAGUCAGAGGACAGUUUAGUAAAUGCACAAAAGACUUUGGCUCAAUAUAACAGUGAAUUAUCUUCCACAAAGAUCCUCAUGGCUGAAGAAUUAGAAAAAGCUGAACAAGUUUCACAAGAAGAAUAUGAGGCUAAAUAUAAAGAAGCACAAAGCAGAUUUUUGGAAGAGAAUAAAAAAAACAAAAUAGAGCAUGAAAUUCUUCUCCAUAAAUUGAGGGAAAAGCAUAUUGAUGAGCUAGAACUUCAAAAUAAAGAGUUGCAGCAGAAACACAAGGAACAAAUUUUGUCCCUUACAUCCAGCCAGCAAGCUGAAAUUGAAGUUCUCAAAUCUGCAUUAGAAAAAAAACAAGAGAAUUGGUUAGGGACUCAUGUGGCUGAUAUCCAGAGAAAUAAUCAAGCACACGUUACACAGUUGGAGACAAAGCAUUUAUCUGAUUUGAAUAGUCUGGAGGCUACAUACCUUUUUGAAAUUAAGUUCCUGCAAGAAGAGAAUGAGAAAACUCUUGAGGGUUUACAGAUAAAUUUGAAAGACCAAUUACUUCAGAAGGAUAAAGAAAAUCAAGUGCUUUUGGCUCAAGAAUUAAAUACAAUGAAACUUAAAUAUGCUGAAGAACUGCAGAUUUGUGAAGACAAUCUGAAAAUAGAGCUGGCUGGUGUUCACCUAGAAAAACUUAAAAUAAUGGCUGCUGAACGUGAAGAUGCUCAUAAGGAAGAAUUGACUGUAGCGCUAGAAAAGCAAAGGCAUUUGUUGGAGGAUGAGCAUCGUAAAGCCCUGGAUGUUUUGCAGAAAGAAGUUCUCCAAAUGGAGGAAGAACAUAAAAAAACAAUACAGCGCUUUCAAGAUCUCCAUUUGGUGGAAAUUCAGAAAGAAAAAGAAAAUUGUCAGCAGCUUCAGAGACAAUUGGAACAAAUAAAGUCAGACAAGGAGCAGUUGGAGAAAGAAGUCAACUUUUUAAAGAAAGAGGUGGAAGAGGCCAAUACUGAAUUAAAAAAUCUAUAUCCCCAAGGCAAGGAGAAUCAAGAAGGAAAUACUCUUAUAGCCUUGUUGAGAUCUGAUAUUGACAAUUGCAGGAAUGAAAGGGAUAAACUAGAAGAAUCUUGUCAUCAGGCUUUGAAAUUACUUCUGAAAAUGGUACAGUCCACAAAAGAUAUGGAAGAUCUUAUCUGCAAGAAAAUUGGCCUUUGUUUUGAUGACAGCUUGGCAGCUGGAGAUUCAAGAGAGAGUCAGAUCAUGUCUGGAGAAAUAGUACUUGCACACAGACUGAAAGCAAUGGAGAAAUGGAAAUUAAAGAAAAACAAUAGAAUUUGCCAAGGUGAAGUUCUUGAUCAGGCUCCACUUGAACACAGCUUUGAUUCUUUGGAACUGAGUGAGCAUUUAUGUGAAAGUAUUUUUGAAAAUCCAGAGCUUAUAUUUGAAAAUGAAGAAAGGAUUGAAAAAAUCUGCCAUUGUUUAUAUAUCACUGUGGAAAAACUUCUUCAGAUGCUUGCUGAAUCAACCAAACAAGAAAUGGAUAAUAUCUAUAGUCAUUCUAAAGAGGAAUGCAAGAAUAAGAAUUGGGAAGCAUGCCAAGUGCUUAAUGAGCAGCAUAAGUUAAUGGACUGUUUUAACGAAGAGAGUAAAGUGCAGAAUCAGCUUGCGUUGGAGCUACAUAAAGCAAAAGGUCUCAUUGAAGGUUAUUUAACAGAGAGACAUACUUUGGAAGAAGCUUUAAAUCUUAAAGAAAAAUCUGAGCAUCGUCUUGUUGCAGAAUUGGAAAACCUUAAAGCACAGAUUCAAAGGUUAACCCAGGAUAAUGCAAGAUUUGUAGAGGAACAAAAAUUACUCACAAGUCAAAAUAGAGCUUUGGCUGCCAAUGUGGGAGAGAGAGAAGUUGAAUUAAUCAAGGAAAUAGAGCGUCUAGCAAAAACAAAAUUAGAACUGCAGUGUCAAGCAGAGAAAGAUUGUUCAAAUUUGAAUACACAGAUAAAAAUCAUGGAGAUUGAACUUGAAGAACAGCUGAACAAAAAUCAAAAUCUAGCUGCAGUGGCAUCUGAAGUUACUGACCUAAAACAACAAAUGGAAGCUCUUGAAAGACAGCUGAAAAAUCAGAGAGAUUUCAUGGAUAAACAAGCUAUUGAAAGGGAACAUGAACGUGAUGAAUUUCAAGAAGAAAUUCAGAAACUAGAAAUGGAGUUAAAACUUACAAAAUCUCAAGCUUCUGGGAAGUCCAGAACCUAUCUGGUAGAAUCUCUCCAUAAUGAAAUAAAAGAGAGAAUGGAUGAUUACAACAGGCUUUUUGCAGAAAAAGAGCAAGUAGAGAAAAUCCUUACUGAUCGUAAUGAAGAAAUAGAAAAGCUGGAAGGACAAGUCAGGGACCUGAAUUGUCUGAAUAGGGAGGAGGCGAAAAAUGCUGAUAAACUCAUACAAGAACUGGAAAAAAUGAAAAAGAAGGAAAUUGAACUAAAAGACGAUAAAGAAACAUUGCAGCAGCAACAGAACAAAAAUUUAAUUCUGAUUUCCACUUUGCAGUCUAAACUCGAUGAAGUUAGACAUAGAGUACUUACUGAUACUAGUGUGGAUCAUAUGCUAAACGAACAAUUAAAAAUACAAGAAGAACUUAUAACGAAAAAAAGAGAGGCUGCAGAUUUAUUAGAACAACUUGAACAAUUUAAAGAGAAUUUAGUGAAUAAAAAUGAAGAAAUCUUACAGCUGAAAUCAAAGUUAGAAGUGGAAAAAAAUGUUAACAUCAACAAACUAAUCCAAUUGAAAGAAGAAAAUGCACACCUGAAAGAAAACAUUGAAAAAUUGGCGAUACAAAGUCAAAAUCCAGGUGAAAAUGAGCAGGUUAUUCUGCAGUUUCUGAAAUCCUUGCUUGAAGAAAAGAAUCAAGAAACUGAUCACUUGAAUGAGCAAAUAGAGAGACUGGAACAAAAAAUAGAGAAUAGCAAGGAAAAUGAGGUUCUGGAAAAGGAAAUGCUUGAAACUGAAGUCAUGAAAUCCAUUAUAGAAGAACUCCAUAGUGAGAAGGAGCAGUUGUUAAGAAAUAAAGCAGAAGAAGUCGAACAGCUCCAUAAAGUAAUUGAGAAGCUUCAGAAGGAGUCAGGAGUUCCUGUACCCGUGUAUCAUGAAGCUGAAAAUGGGCAAGGCAAUCCAAAUGACUUUUCUUUGGAAGAACAAGAAGAGAAUCUUGGAAAUCAAUUGAAGGAAGGGUCACAAAGUCUUAUAGAAAACAGAAGGAAUGAUGACAACCGUGUGUUGCUUAAUAACAGUCAGAAUGAGCUUCAGAGACAACUAGAAAUGUCUUUGAUGGAUAGGGAAACUUUGCAGAAGCUGCUUAAUGAACAAGAAUCUCAGUUUGAAAUGGAAUUUAAUAUCCUAGAAAAAAAUCUUGAAAAUGUUCAGGAGUCUUCUAGACAGCACUUUUCUGAACUAACAUCUUUACAGUUGUUAUAUAAAGAAUUGCAAGAAGAACACAUGCUUCUGAAGAUGUACAUAAUGCAAAAGGAAGCUGAAAUGACAGAGAUGAAUUCAUGUACUCAAGAUCUUGAAGUUAACCUGAGAGAGAGAGAAAUGAAACUGUUAGAGACAGAACUACAACUCCAGAUAGUAUCAGAGCAGAAAGUAGAGCAGGCAGGUAAAGUUCAACAUAUGAGAGAAAAUGUUGUGAAACUUGAAAAUGAACUUAAUAUUAUGACACAAACACUGUUCAACAAAGAGACCACUUAUCAAAGAGAGAUAAGUGAACUUCAAGCUACUGUUGCAGAACUGAAGUCUGAAAUUGAGAAAAAGGUGGAGGAACUAGAAAUACUAAGAUCUGAAAAAGAUUUGUUUAGCUCACAGUUGAAGACACCUAUGGAAAAAGACCAAGACAACUGCCAAAAAGAAAUUAAAUAUCCUAAGUCACUGUUUGAUCUUGCUGCUUUUUUCCCUUCUGAGGAAAAAGAGAAAGGGGAAGAAGAAAGAGAUUUAAGUAAUAUGCUUUCAGCAUCUGCUGAAUUUUCUUUUCCACUGGAGGAAGAUAGUAUGACUAAUCUGCAGAUCUCCAGCAAAAAUCCAAAUACUCACAAUAAACAACCACAAGACAUCCCUUUCAUUCAGGGAGAGCAAACAGAUCCUGAUGAAGGGCAGCAAAAUCUGAAACCUCUUUUUCAAAAAAUGCAGCAAUUGAAUCAUGCUUCUCAAAGCUCACAAAUCUCUCAAACAAUAUCAGAUCGCUUUCAGAAAAUAAUCAUGAAUACAACCUUGUGGGAUUCACCUGAGAAUAUGAGAAAAGAGAACAAAAGUUUAGAGUUCCAAGCAAGUCUUUCCUUAACACCCUUCUCAGAAGCUGAUGUUAUGCAUAGUAAAGCCUUUGAAAGCCUAAGCUCAGAGAACUCAGUCAUCCAGGAAGACACCCCUAGAUUUUUAGAAUGGCCAUAUUCUAAUGGCAGUGAGGAAGCAGCAGCCAAUCUCCACUUCCUGUCUUCUGCAUUCCCAGAACCCACCUCUUCUAUUAACAAGUGCAAUGGUGUACAAGAAAAUGUAACAGUAAACGAUGCUGAAGUCUUCUCUCUGAUGCCACCUGAGUUACAAGAUGGUCUAAAACUGACAAUGUCCAGACUUCAAAAUGCAAGCACUGAAUAUGGAAGCAGUACUAGUUUAGAUUUAAUACUUCAGCUUAAUCAGGCAGAGCCAGAAAAUAAGGUAUACCAAGACAGCAAUGCCAUGGCUUCUCUGCAAUGUUUUGGAAUGACUCCAGAUGUCACUGCAUCAACAGUAAAAGAAACCGAAAUGUUGUCACAACAGUUGAAGAAUGUGCUAAAGAUGGUGUGUGACGAGAGUUACAAAAUACUAGUUCUGUCAGAAAAAUCUCUACCUCUCGAUGAUGGUGAUAAGAUUCAACAAGUUCCGUCAGUGGAGGGUUGGCAAAGAGAGAGCCUAAUCUUGCUUGAUAUAAUACAAUCACUGAAGAGUUAUCUCAAACAAUCCGAUAAAGAAAAUCAGGAGCAACAGCAAAAGAGGGCUGUGGAACAUCCUUCACCUUCAGACAGGAACAGCUUGCUUUCUGAUAUACAGGAUCUUGAAGUUCAGUUGAGACUUCCACAUCUUCAAAGCCAAGAGAAGCUACAGGAACUUCAAGAAACACUUAUAGAUACAGAGAAUCAUGGGAAAAAGCAAGAACACCAGCUUCAAAGACAGGUUGAACAACUAGAAUACAAACUUCAGCAACAGCAAUCCAUUGCAGACGACUUGCAAGCUUCCCUAAAACAUGAACAAGAGAAAGCUUCUGAAAUGCAUGAAUUGCUGAAACAGGAACACACUGCAAUAUUGAAUUUGAAAUCAGAUCUUUGUGAGAGCAAACAAACAAAUGAGAGGUUAGAAAAAUCUUUACAAAAAACCCAAAAUGAAGUAAUUAAAUACAGUUCUGUAUUGGAAAAUAAGGAGAGAAGUAUUACAGCAGCACUUGAGGAUUUACAGAGUGAACAUCUUAAAAACAAAGAAUUAGAGAUUAUGUUGGAUGAACAACGGCAACAGCAUAAAAUAAGAGAGGACGAGAAAUCAAAAGCCAUAGAGGAAUUGCAAGCUGCCUUGGAGCUACAGUGUAUUCAGAAUAAUCAGUUAACUGUGGCUUUAGAGCAUGAACAGUCAGCAAACAGUAAUCUGUGUAAAGAACUCCAAAUUGAACAUUCUCGCUGCGAGGCUUUAUUAUCCAAAGAUCAGAAUAAACUUUUGGAACUGCAGAAAAAUUUAGAUACUGAGAAAAAACAAAAUACAGACCUUUUAAGUGCCUUGAACCACGAACGUGUUUUGACAGAACAUCUGACCAUGAGAUUAAAUGAAUGUGGAACUUGUAAACAUAAAGAUUCAUUGCAGGAAUUGCAAGCUCAGUUGCAUUUAGAAAGGUCCCAUACUAAGGAGCUUUUAGCCAUAAUUGAGAAAUCACAGCAGCAGGUAUUUGAUUCAAAGAAACAAAUGGAUGAAAUGCAAAUGUAUUGUAAAGAAUCUCAACAAGAACCAAAUCUCCAAAAUACUGUUCAAGUUACAGAGUCAAUGAUGCAAAAUAAAAAACAGGAUGUUAUUCAUAUUUUGGAGGAACAGAGAGAAAAAGAAGCACAAAUGAAAAGGGGGUGGGAACAAUUGCAAUCCAUUCUCAGAUCAAUGAGAGAACAAGAGAUCAGGUCAGUACAAGGAGAAAGAAAAAGGACACAGGAGCAACAAACGGAAUGUCACUGUCUAAGGACACUGCUAGAAGCUCAAGAAAGUCAAAAUGAGUCCACAUUACAACAUUUGCAAAACUGUAGAAGAUUCAAGGAAUUGCAACAAAUGCUAGAAGAUCUGAAGAAACAGGAAGCAUUAUUAAAGAAAUAUAACCAAUUUCCUUCAAAAAAUAAUUAUACUAACUUAACCUUUACAACUGAUACUUUAAGAUUGCAUGUGGAACAACAGAAAUUGGAAAACAUCAGAGAACAACUGGUUCUUAUUGCUGCAUAUCUUUCUGAGUUCAUAUAUAAAACUAUAGACAAAACAGUACACUGGGCUGCAUCAGAUGAUGAGAUAGUUGCAGCCUUACUUCAUAUACUUGAAAUUAAAGAAUUACUGGCUUCUUCCAAACAUGUGGUUAUCCCUACAAAUAUAAUUCACUCUGUGCAAGUAUCAGAAGGGAAUAUUUACCAGGAUAAGCAUGGUUUACAGAAUGGCUUGAAAGCAAACUAUGAAGCAACACAAAAUUUUGUGAUGGAAAAGAAGCUAACUGUGAUGCCUUCCAGUGUAAAGAUGCAAAAGCUAUAUCGGAAGUAUCUGAGGGCUGAGACUUUUAGGAAAGCCCUGGUUUAUCAGAAAAAAUACCUUCUUCUGCUUCUGGGUGGAUUUCAAGAAUGUGAGCAAGCAACAUUGUCCCUGAUAGCACGCAUGGGCAUUUAUCCUUCUCCUCCUGAUCUAAGUGUUUCUGAAUCACGAAGCCGUUUUUUUACCAAGUUCAGAUCUGCAGUCCGAGUAGUCAUUGCAAUAUUAAGAUUAAAAUUUCUGGUGAGAAAAUGGCAUAAAGUAAGUAAGAAAGAAAUGCCACAGGAAGCCACUACUUCUAGCCUUGGACACAACUCAUAUCCCAUAGCUAGUAUAGAAGUACUAAAGCAACAGCAGCCCUUCCCAAAUUAUGCUACUCAAGAAGGUGAAUACUGCAACAGAAAUAAUCUCAUGAGACUUGCCAACUGCACCCCUACAUCCUUACACCAUUUACAUAACAGGUCUACUAGUUUUACUUCACAAACUUCAUCAAAAGAUCCUGAACAUUCAUUAACUGAAUACAUUGCGCACCUGGAGGCCAUUCAGGAAAGAUUAGGAAUUCUUCUGCCAGGACAAACUGCACAAGAAAACAGUUAAAUGUAGCAAGAACCCACCUUGAAUCUGAACUAGAGUUCUUCGGUCACUGCUUUAUUCUCCAGUGAACAGCUUGCACAAGUGUUGCACCCUGAGUUUACUGGAUCUUUCAACGCUGAUGUUCAUUUGAAUAAAGGGGUCUCUGUGUGAUAGUUUUUGUAUCAGAUUUUAUAAAAAAUACUUUUUUUGUUUUAAUGUGCUUAUUAUACUGAUAUUCCAUGUGAAAUCAUCCUCAUUUUUUAUCAAAAUUACUAGGAAGCUUAAAACUGCAAUAGCUUUCCUUCUCUGUAUUAUUAAUGCUAAAUACAAAAUAUAUCUUUUUAUUAAAAAUGUUCAAAUGAA
Molecule: messenger RNA, 9742 nt
Organism: Candoia aspera
Lineage: Eukaryota; Metazoa; Chordata; Lepidosauria; Squamata; Candoiidae
Gene: PCNT
Product: pericentrin
Exons: 42
Coding region: 17-9403 (3128 amino acids)
Biological process (GO): signal transduction
Molecular function (GO): molecular adaptor activity
Source: RefSeq, a predicted model, not a curated record